Molecule: messenger RNA, 6832 nt
Organism: Pocillopora meandrina
Lineage: Eukaryota; Metazoa; Cnidaria; Anthozoa; Scleractinia; Pocilloporidae
Source: the annotation of a GenBank genome assembly
AUGUCCCUAGACUCUGAAGUUCGUAAGAGAUCCGACAUGAUGGAAGAAACUGGCCCAGAUCCAGAUCCUGUUAUAACAUCGUCAGGAAGUACGAUCAAAACCACAACCACGACUUGCAAGAACAAUCGUAAAUGGCUACUUUUGAACACACAUUUGAACGCUGUUAUUUAUUCUUCCUGUUUCUGGGUUCAGAUUGGAGUUUUACCGGUAAGUGAAAAUAUUUAAGACAAUUUUAUACACGAGUUUACGAAGAAUCUUGUGUUCGGUUGAUUUGUUUUCAAAUUGCAUCUUGAGGAAAAAAGUUUGUCACGAAACAGCAGGAAUGGCGGAAUUAGAUCAAGUUUAUUCAAUUUAGUAUGAAUUCUUCCCUCUUUUCUUGGAAAGGCACGCUCUUUUAUGUCUACAGAAAAAUAAAUUUUUCCUUGCGGUUACCGUGGAGCUUUCAGCUAAAAGCGGGAAUUGAAAGUUUUUAAAUAAUCUGCUGACAUUCGACAAUGAAGAUGGAGAGUCAACAUUUGCACCCACGAGUUAUCCCAAAAUUAAUUUAAACUGAAGCCAGUAUGGUUUUCUAGGUGAUUGCACCUGCUAAUGAAAACUUGAACGUCAGAUACACUAUUCAGCAGAGAUACCGACUUGUGACACUUGUCAAGUCAAGGGAAAGUAAUGUUGAAUUUUCCAUUCUUUUCAUCAAACCACGUUGUGAAUUGUCCUUCUCAAGCCAUACAUAGUACUUGAAGAUCAUCUUGUCACAUCGCUUGAAAAAUUUGCCAUCUUAAGGGGUCAGGCUUAUUAAUUCUUACUGAAGGGAGAGAGAGGGAGUUGGAAGAUUUGGUUGCAUCACAAUGAAAUUUACCUGAUCCCCCUAUAAGGCCCUAUAGUAUUUUGCUGACCCCCCCUUUAUUGACAGUCAAUUUUCUAUAGUCUCCAAUUUAUACUCUGUUAGCAAUGACUGAUACCCCCCUCUGUUCCCUAUGAAAAACAUGUGAUCCCCCUAAAAUCCUCCCCCCCUCUGUGCAUGGGAUAAAAGAUGACUAAUCCCUAACUCUCUUUGUUCUGAAACAGUCAUGUCAGUUUUUUUAGGAAAGGUUUGGUGACCUGUGUGAGACAUGACAAGAUUUGCUUUGAGAGUUGGUAUGUCUGUGCAGCAUGAAUUUUUUUUUUUUUAUUAAUCCAUGUGUAUUUCACUUUUUCAUUCUAUUAGUAUUUAUCCAAGAAGCUUGGAGCUGACCCAGUAGUCUUUGGCUACCUUCAGACCACAUUUGCUGUGGUGCAGUUGUGUGGUGGACCAAUAUUUGGAAGAUUUGGAGAUAUUUUUGGAAGCAGAGCUGCCCUGGUUUUGUCUUUUAUGGCAGCAGCCAUGAGCUACACGAUUCUUGGUUUGGCAUCAACUGUAAGCAUGCUGUUUCUGUCAAGACUCCCUUCCAUUUUCAUGCACGCAAUGCAAGGUUAGUACAGCAGAGUUAUCAGGUUGUUUAUUAUGGCAUAGAGAUUGGAGAAGUUUUCAAUCCACUGUGCACAAUUUUGUGACUAUUAUAUUUGAUGGGUUAAGUCUUUGAUUCAGAUAUGGAGAAUGUCUUCCUGUUUUCUUUACACUACUUUCUAGGUACUACAUUUCUUAUCCCUUUACAGCCUAACAUCAGUAUGCAUAUUCUCCAUACUGUUCUCUAUACAUUCCCUAAGGUUCAUACAGGGAGAAUUUUUUAACAGUGAAGACCUUCUUUCGUCAGCGAUGAUUUUCUCCAUUCUUAUGACCUAAAUGUUUCAUUUGGGGGUGAUAUCUUAAGGAGAAAUUAGUUACUAGUCACUCGUAGGGAAAUGAAUAUUAUACCUCUUGUUCUUAAUGCCAAGAAUUUUUUUUUUCAAAAAUGUGUUGGCCAAUAAGAUUGAAUUUUUAUUUCUCAGGAUCACAAAUGGUUGUCACAGAUAUCUCAGAGAAGGAAGGUGAGUGAGGGAAAUAAAAAGAACAAAUAAAACUCUUUGCAAAGGAUUUUCCUGGGAUAAUUUCCAUCCUUUUGCUGAACAAUGUCAUGGUCCAUAGUUUGGCUUUGCUGUAAUUGGCUUGGGUUGUGGCCCAAGGUAUCAUCAUUUUGCUAGUUUUUUGUAUCCACUGAGGAGAAUCUGGCUACCUAUGUACCACACCAGACUAACACUGAUGUUGAUAACUGUAAUAUCAUAGUGCCAGGGCUGGGGAAAAUAAAGCAUGGAGAAAGCAGGGGAGGAGGGUUUGGAAAUUCCAUGCUUCAUAUCAUAUCAAUCUGGGCCCAGUUAUUCAAAAAGUGGAUACAUGCUAUCCAAUGGAUAAAUGGCUAUCCCACAGAUCAGUGUUAACAAAAUGUACUGCACUUUCCACUGGAUAGAGAUUUAUCUAGUGGAUAGCAAUAUCCGCCCUUCAAAUAACUGGGGCCGACUGUGACUAUGACUGUUUUUUGCAAAACAUUUAUUUAUUUAUUUAUUUUUUUUUUUUUUUGGGGGUGGGGGUGAGGGUAUUGGUGGUGGUGAGGAGGGGUAAGGAGAGAAUAAAGAUCAAUAUAAGUUUCUUUUUGAGAUCUAUUCCAAAUUCUCAGAACUAACACCAGCAUGAUAAUAAUUGUUCAGCCAAUCCUUUUUCUUUUUUUUUUUGUUUUUUUUGCAGGUCGUGCAGAUGCACUUGGCAAACUGGGUGUGUCUUAUGCCAUCGGCAUGGUGAUAGGUCCUUUUGUUGGAGGUCUGAUCACAAAGAAGUAUGGAGAGCAGUCAGCGGCAUUCUUUGCGGCAACAUUUUCAUUCAUUAGCAUAAUUAUCUCACUACUUUUCAUCCCAAGAAAUACGAAAGCAUUAUCACCACAGGAGAAAUCUGCUGAAAAGCUUGAAGCAAGUGAGUCGAUGAAUUUGGUUCUUAGGCUUUCUUUAGGUUAAGGGUCGAGCCUAGCCAAGUGAGUUGUUUGAUGAUGUUCAGGUAGAGCAGUGGCCUUAAUGUUUUUGACGCUGGACUCUGUUGAGAGGUCUGAGUUGCAGACCUUGCUGGGUCAUUGUGUUAUGUUUUUGGGUUAAAAACACUUCACUUUCACAGUUCCUCUCUCCACCUAGGAAUAUCAAUGGGUGUGGCCAAAUUGUUGGGGAAGCCUGAUGAAAUACAGGGGGGUAACUUUGGGUUGAACUAGCAUCCCAUCCAGGGGGGAGUAGCAAUACUAUGGAAACUGGAAUAAGUUCUGCUUAGAUGGGUCAUUGGGCAUGGUCUCCCUAGACUCCUAAGGCUGUGCUUAUGCCAUGAAAUGUGCAUAUCAAAUCCCCACAUUGGCAUGCUCUCCCCAGACUCUUAAGGCUGUGCUAACACCUCAAAAUUUUUAAAUCAAAUCCCCACAUUGCUUGUUCCUCUACUUCUUAUAGCCAUUGGCAAAAAUUAUAGCAUAUACAAAAUAGUAGUAAAAAAAAAUUGGAUAGUUUAGUGCACUGGGCUCUGAGUUGGAUGACCAGGUUCUAGUCCUGGCCGGGCAAACACGUGUGGAAAAAAAAAAAUGUGAGAAUCAAAAUCUAUAUAUUAUUUAUAGACCAGGAUUCUGACACUAAGGUAGAAUCAAAACUUCCUCCUAUAAAUGGGGCAUAUAAAAUAGGUUUAAAAAGCUUUCUAUUAACAUCACUGCAUAAUUACUGUGCUUUCUUUCAGAUAACAAGGAACAACCUGCAAGUGUUUUUAGCGUCAAGAAGAUCCUAGAACUUUUGCAUAUACCAACUGUGUUAUAUUUAAUUACCAUCAAAAUCAUCACAGGAAUCCCAUUUGGAAUUUUCCAGUCUAUGUUCUCAUUAGUGUCCAUGGAAUUUUUCAAGUUGGAGCCUCAGCAGAACGGCUUUGUCAUGUCAUAUGUUGGGGUACUUUCAAUAGUAAGUGAUGAAAGAUGUGCUCAACUCCUACGAGUGACCAAGACAGAAUUUCUCCUUACAAUAUCAAUACAAUAUCAAGUAGACAAGUGAUGAGAAUUCAAAAUAUUCCAUUAGGAGAUUGUUAGUUGAUCCAAUACCAAAUUCUUAGAACGGACAUCAUAAGAAUUGUUUGGCAGACAGUAAGGAGAAUCACUGAAUGAGAUCUUGGGUAUGAAAGGUUUAAUUUUGAGCCAUUUUCUUCAAACCAUGCAAUGAGAAAGUUUGGCAGGCCUUUGUGACUAAAUUGCAUGCAAGAGAAGAUGCCCAUGUAUACUCAUUAAUUUCUCAUUGUGGAAAACAAAGAGCCAAUUUAAAGGUGUUUGCCUGUGCAAGCAAAUGAUUAUGUCCAGGGGUUUGGAAUGUUGUCUUCUGAGUGGAAUGUAAAGGUCUUGCUUGAAGGAUUGUGAUUAAAACAUGUUUGGUAAGAGCUGGGGUGAAAUCCUUUUUCAUUGAACUAAGGGCACCAUCUUUUAAUGCAUAUUACCCCAACAUCAGUGUGCAGAUUCUCCAUACUGUUCUCUCUACAUUUCCUAAGGUGCUGACAAGGAGAAUUUUGUUGAACAAUUGCGAUCCUCUUUAGUUGGUGAUCAUUUUCUUCAUUCUCAUGACCUUAAUGUUUGAUUCAGGGGUGACAUUGUAAGGAAAAAUUCCAUGCUAGACACUCUUGGAGGUUAAAGGUGUGAGAUGAAGACAGAUUAAGAGAGGGAAUCUUCCAUCUGAGAAAAUUUAGGUUAUGAAGUAUGAAGGGCCUCCUUUGAUUACGGUUCCCCUCAGUUAGUUGUCUUUUCCCAAUGAUGGUGAAUAAUGAUGAAUAUUUCAUGCGUCUUUUCUUACAGGUUGCUCAAGGACUUAUUGUGGGUGUCUUGUCAAGAAGAUUUAGUGAGCCUUUUCUAUUGAGAGGAGCCAUUUGUGUGAUAGCAUCAGCAUAUGGGCUUUUGGUUAGUUCCAACUGAUUCAUACAUAAAAGGGUCUAACUUUACUUUGACCAUUUCCAGUGUCUUCUAAUGUUUUCUUUAACCUAACAUUAAGAAUUUGGUUCUACAAUAGCGUGAAAAUGUUUAUUCAGUCACACAAUUUAUUGCUUUGGUGUUCUUGAAACUCUUUUUCAUCAUUUUCCAUGACCCAAAUGAAUGCUUAGAAAAAAGGAUAACUUCUUUCAAUAUGUUUGUUACAUUCAAAACAGUCAGUUACCUUUGAGGAAAGGAAUUUUGACACUAAGUGAUAAAAAUAUUUUUUCAGCCUGAAACAAAUUUUUGAUCUGAUUGAAGAGUAAUAUAUUGGGUGUAGACUUUCUCCUGUUUAACUGAGUAUUUUUGUUGCUAUUGUUGCUAUCAUUAUCUGUAAUUGAUAAUGUUACAUUUCAUUACUGAUGUAGUGGGGUUUUUUACAGACUAGCCUUAGAGUGGCUCACAAAUUAAUGCAAAUUUUGAUCAUUUCUUAUCCAAUCAUUUCCUUUUAGUACAUGGUGACAGACAUUUACCAGUUUUGCAUUGUGAUCAUCCCAAUGGUAGUUGGUGGGACGACACUGAAUGUCAUCACAACGUCAGCCAUGACAAAAAGUGUGACAGUCACUAAAACAGGUGCUGUGUUAGGUCUCUCCAUGGCAACCAACUCCCUUAUACGAACUGUCUCCCCAACCAUGGGAAGUAUCAUGUACAAGAACUAUGGUUGGCCCUCAAUUGGUCUCUUGGGACUUGUGGUGAAUGCUGCAGUUGCCUUGUUUUUAUUUUACCAUGGAAAAGACUCAUUUUAGUCACAAAGCUUUGGAUACACUCAGUUGUUGGUAGACCUUGAGUUGAGGUAUUUUCAUGCAUGCGAACAUUUUUACUGCAACACUGAUGUGUCGUAUCAUAAUUUAACUCUUGAGUGUACAAGACAAAAUCUGCCAGAGUUUUCUAUGAAAAUUGAAGAUGUCAAAAAAGUUUUAUGUGGUGAAUUUAGAUUAGACCAUGAUCAUGACUUGUUUUGAAACCAGUUUCCUGUUUUCCUGUACUUGGUAGAUGACCUUUAUAUUUUGCCCACCUUUAACCUACAAUACGCAAAUAACUCUUCACACUUAUGUCUGUGGCUGCUAGAGUUUGAGGCAUACAUGCCUACAUUUUAAUGUGCUCCAGAGAGAAUAAGAUAUUUACAAAUUAUUCCUCUUGUUCACAUAUAGUUUUAUCAGUCAAUAAUUACUUCAUUACUUACAAAAUAUAUUAGCUAUCACCAGUAGAACCUCAACAUAGAUUCCCUUAUCAUCCUUGUGCGGUAUUCUACCAGCCACACUGGUUCAAUAUGGGAUCUAUAUUAUUCCUUUUUUUAUUGACAUCAUGUGAACAUUAUUAAACUACAUAAGGCUACAUGAAAUUUCAUUGGCACCAUAGGAACACUAACAUUAUUUUUCACUGUCACAGAUGUUAUGAAUUGGUGAAACUCAGCAGUGCAGACAAAAAUAGAUUAACCAUUGAAGAGGUUAAGUUCUUGUGUCUGGGCAUCCCAUUAAAUUAAUUUGAUUUUCAUUCAUAGGGAAUGACCAUUUGAAAAUAAUUUUCAGAAAUUUUCUGCAGACGAAUACCAAAUGAAAUUGAAUUAAUUCUAAACAUCCAAAAAAAAAAAGGGGGGUUGUGUCAGUUUAAGCUGUAUAUUAGUAGCAAUACGUAUCUGUUAAAAUGUUUCCUAUGAUCAAGACUAAAUUAUUAAAAAUAAGUUCCUAGUUGCUAAAUGUUAAAAUUCUACUUCUACUUUAAAAAUGAUUGAGUUGUAAAGUUCACCAGUUUGGUGUGUCCUUGUUGUUGUUGUUGUUGUUAUUAUUGAUUUUAACCCCUUCUAGCUGUUAUACCUUUCCUUGUAAAUUAGUUAUGAGAAUUUGUUGUUAGAUGAGGAUAACAAAUUCUACCUGAUAAGUUUGAGAAUUCUCAUUACCUGUUUGCUGGAUAAUGUAAGGAUAUUAUAG